Messenger RNA from Amoebophrya sp. A120, 2520 nucleotides. The record is from the annotation of a GenBank genome assembly. Lineage: Eukaryota; Dinophyceae; Syndiniales; Amoebophryaceae.
AAAACCGGUUCGUUGCAAAACCGCCAUAAAAAUCGUGCAAAUCCGCCAAAUUCGCUUUCGUUACGCCAGUGAAGCAACAUCAUUCUGUCGUUCCGACGUCGACGUUUCCGAAUUUUGGAAUUGCAGAACGGGGACCUAAAUAGAGCACUGAAAAGCAAUUGAUAAUUUGGAACAAAAGCUAAAAGUGAGACCGUGUGAAAAUGCCGGUGCGCAAAAACGAUGCGAAGCGCGUUCACGCUCCGCGCCCGGUAAAAUUGAAAAAGGGCUUGUCCAGUAAGCCCAUUGCGACACUCGGUAACGGGGAAGCACAGCAACACGAGAAGCUCAGCCUGUUCGCUGUAGAACCUCUUCAACGAAGCGAUCUUGUGAAGUGCACGGGAUACAAAAAAGCCGUGACGACGCUCUACCAUGCCACCAGUGAAAAAAGUGCAGCGAGCAUUGUUCAACAGCAACGGCUCUUCGGCGGAACGCAAGGCAGUCUCGGGGGCGGUAUUUACCUUUGCAAAUCGCCUGUCGAGGCGAGGAUGCGACAACGCGCUGUCGGCCAGGCUAAAGAUGCCGUGGUCUUGGAAUGCACGGUGAAAACUGGCAAUGUGGCGGUUGUGCGAUCGGGCAAAAAGGUGGACGUGGCGAAGUUGAAAGCGUUCGGGUGCAGCACCGCUAAGGAGGAGGGAAAAGAUGUGUGGAUGGUGCCCAGUUCUAGUUGGAAUAAGAUAAACGCAAAUCCACCGCUAUCACGAUGAGAAGGCCGUGCAAAAUCCUUCCCCGAAGAUUUUAUCGUACUUCUCCGAUUCUGAUUCAUCGUCGUGGUGAGGAAUAGAAUUCGGUGGACCAACGCAGAGUACAUUACUCAUAUCGGUUUCGGAGUGUAACAGUUUUUUGUAGAAUGAACGGAAUGAAAUGACAUACCAGUGGUCAAUUGUUGAUUGUAAGCAAACAAAAACUGACUCAGCCCUUCGUUUUUUUUGUUUCCGAAUUUGAAGUAAACAAGUUAGUAUGCAGCAAACUCCGGAGCACCAGUCGAGAAGCUGUCCUUCUGUGUUAUGUUGACUUCCUAGUGACUGUGUCAGUCUGCAAGCGUCGGUUUUCAGCGGAGCUCAGUUGAUAAUGUCAACAAACUCUGCUACCGGUGCCGCAUUGAGGCUCUGUUGCUGCGUUUCAAAAUGUCGUGCUUGGGCACCCUGGUAUGGCAACCAGGCGUUCUACUUCGGCGUAAUAAUAAAUCAGUGGCUUCCAUGGAUUCAGUUUCAGGGGAGAUAUUUUUCGGGAACGGUUGUUGUAGCCUAUGGAUCGGUUUCGGGAAAACAAAGAAAAAACAAAAAGGGAACGCAUCGCAAAGUCGGGGCCCAAAGCCAUUUCAUCGUUUUUUUUCGUAAAGAAAUGAAAUGACUCAUACACAAGAGUUCAGCAUGAAGAACUGUAGACGUCGUUUAGAACAAACAAAUAGUCGAAGGCAGCGUACUUUUAGGAGGUACUACUCCUCAUUUUGUUGCUCGUUUCAUCAUUCGAUUCCUUCGUGUGCGUCUGUCUCGCGUUACCGCAGGAACAAAAUUAUGCCGGGCUGGGGAGUUCGUAAACAAAAUCAGAAAGUACGUGCGCCGCUCUCCGCGAGACAACGACAGGCAGCGCCGGUCAACAACGCGAAACCCAGCAACAAUGCGUGGCAACCUGUUACGCCAUACGAUGUCGCGGCGGUUUCGCAGGACAUGGGGUACGUGACGCUUUAUCAUGCGACAUCUCCCCAAAACGCCGCGCAGAUUGUCCAGUCGCAAUGGUUAAAACCCGGCAACGGCGGGGAGUUAGGUCCCGGAGCGUACUUCUGCGCGGACCCAGAUAAUGCGAGAUUUCGACAGCGCGCAGUGCCGGGGAAGGGGUACGCAGUAGUGCUCUCUGCACGGGUAAAAGUCGGCGCCACGGCCUGUAUUACAAGCGGCAAAGUUGUCGACGCGGAGUUUUUGCGCAGCUUCGGCUACGGGAGCGCGAAAGUGUACGAGAAGGAUAUCUACAUGAUUCCGGGGUGGGGCAGCUGGCAGAAGAUUACAAAUAUCAUGUAUCACACCGGGUAGACGGGGCGCGCCUGGUUUUUUGCCACACAUCUUCAUGAUCCAAACGAAAGACAUAAGCAAUGUCAGUGUUGCCGCCGAUGUACAUAAUUCUGUGAGAAGCGACACAGUUUCUGUACUAAGGCAACAACGCAGUUGUAUCAUGUUGGGAAAGUCAUUCACUGUAGUACUGUGUAGUUGGUCAAAUCGUUCAUUUACCCAUUCAAAUGCACUACUGUUUGCGCACUUGCUAGGUUUUCGUUAUUUUUCCUUGAGAAGCUGCAACGUUUCUGUCUUUUGCUGUGUUCUCGUCCAACGAUACUGCGGAAACUUUUUGAUUUUGGAUUUUGUCUGUCGGCGUGAAAAUUCAAGUAGUGGUGAUCCCAUAGCACGGGAAGCAGCACAAGCAUCGGUUUUGGUUCAUCCCCUGAGUAUAAAAGAUCAGUCGUUUUGCGUCCUGCUUCUGUCGGUUCUUUGA